AUGUCAAAACCACCGAAUGCGAACACCGGAGUUGUUACACGAUCUCGUAGCAACAUGAAUGAAGAAGAAAAUGUUAACAACGAAGGACAGGAGAAUGGACCGAAUGAUGUGCAGGGAAGUCGCAGUAACACGUCCAAUGAAACGAAUGAUACACCGGAAGCGCACGCCAAUAUACCGAACGAACCGAAUGAACUGAAUGUUGAUACAAGUAAUGUGAAUGCGAAUACACUACUUUGUACUUUAUUGUCACAAAACGCCAUGUUAAUGGAGCUGCUGAAGUCACAGCAAGAUAGAAAACCAUCGAACGACAUGACAAUCGCCCCAGAUUUGAACAAGUCUAUACCAGUUUUUAAUGGGCUAACAACGGGCGCGCAAGCUCAAGAUUGGUUGCGAACAGUGAACGGUGUCGCUAACUUACAUCGCUGGCCAGACAACUUCAAAUUACAGUCUGUGCGUGCAAAUCUAGACGGUGCCGCUCGUCAUUGGUUCACAUCGAGGGAUAUUGAAGACUGGGCCGAUUUUGAAAAACAAUUUCGCAAAACGUUCGUUGGCGUAGUGUUGACAGGUGAUUGUUGGAAAGAGAUGAGUCGUCGCGUUCAAUUACGAAACGAGAAUGUACGCGAAUAUUUUCAUGAGAAAGUUUACCUGUGCAAACGAGUUGGUCUAUCUUUUUACGAAUCAAAGAUACAAGUUUUGGAAGGUCUAUACUCGAAGGAUCUAAGUAUGUAUUUAUUGGGCCGCGAUCAUCGAGACGAAGAUGACUUAUUAAGCGACGUGGUCGAGUACGAACGGUUAGAUACAUCGCGUACGACACGUUUUCGCCAGCCGGCAGUAAACAUGAAAGACAACGGGGUACAGACGCCUACACCACGACAGCAGAAUGAUACACCACCGUCUUUACCGACGAAAAAGGAGAGUACAAAAACCACGACAGAUUACGAAGGAAAACCGACAGUCAGAUCGUGUUACAAUUGUGGCUCGAGAACACAUAUUUCACCUCAAUGUCCUAAACCGAAGAGGGAAAAGGGUGCCUGCUAUGAAUGUGGUUCGACGUCACAUCAGAUAGGAAGUUGUCCAGGACGUACGAAACAGCUGAGUUCCAAUGCAUCGACAGGGAAGCAGCCAGGGCUAAUGAACAUCGACGUGGCAGACGAUGAUGUACCACCCGUCGACUAUCCGAAGCCGUACGAGGUACUAUGCCAUAUUGACGUCCCUGUUACCGAACAUGAAGUUUGCGAAGUCAAGUUCAACGCAGUGAUCGACACAGGUAGUCCCAUCAGCCUUCUAAAAUGUGAGUUUAUUCCAAAUAACUAUACUGUAAUUAAACCGGCAGGUGAUAGUAAUUUCUAUGGGAUUAAUGGGGCUAAGUUAAAUAUAUUGGGGAUUUUUGAAACUAAUGUAACAAUCAAUAAUAAUGUCAUAGAUUUUAAAUUUUAUAUUGUACCGAAUAAUACCAUGUCGUCUGAUGCUAUUCUAGGUAGGGACCUCCUGUCUAAACCCGGAUUUAAAAUAGAAUUCGUGGACGAUAACGUUAAUAUUAUUAAUCUUAAUAGCGAUACUAUUAUGAAAAAGGUCGACAAUAAUUUCGACGAAAUAUUAUGUAUUAAUUAUGGUCAAGACGAAAACGACCGCAAUAAUCGAAACGUAGAAUCGCGCGACAGUAAUGUAGAUUUUAAUAUGAAAAUUAUUCUUAAGCAUGAACAACCCAUUUCUUUUCGUCCUAGACGCCUGUCGUACAGCGAACAAAAUAGAUUACGUGUUAUUUUAGACGAGCUGUUAUCUGAAGGAGUGAUAAGACCUAGUAAUAGUGCAUAUAGCAGCCCGAUCGUAUUGGUGAAAAAGAAAUCCGGAGACUAUAGGUUGUGCAUAGACUAUAGAGAACUUAAUAAAAUCACAGUGAGAGAUAAUUUUCCGACACCUCUAAUAGACGAUCAGUUGGAUCGAUUACGUGAUAAGAGAAUAUUCACAUUAUUAGAUUUAAGGAAUGGAUUUCAUCAUGUCCGUAUGUGUGAAAAAUCUAUCCCGUAUACGUCAUUCGUAACACCGUUAGGACAAUAUGAGUACGUAAAAAUGCCGUUUGGGUUAACUAACUCGCCCAGAGUAUUCGGUCGAUUUAUUCAGUUUGUUUUUCAUGAGUUAAUCCGCCGGGGCGAUCUAUUAGUAUACUUAGAUGAUAUGAUGAUUGCAACUCAAAAUUAUACCGAACACUUCGUAAUAUUAAAAGAAGUUUUCCGAUUAGCGGCAAAACACAACUUACAAUUUCGAUUAGAUAAAUGUUUUUUUGGUUUUAAAGAGAUCGAGUACCUCGGGUAUUUAAUUAAUGAACAUGGUGUACGUCCCAGUCUAAGACACAUUGAGGCAAUGCUCACUUAUCCGAUUCCGAAAAACCAAAAACAAGUAAGACAAUUUUUAGGAUUAGCCAGCUAUUUUCGCCGUUUUAUUCCUAAUUUUUCGACGGUUGCUAAACCACUUUACGACCUCGUUAAGAAAAAUACACAUUUUAUGUUCGGAGAUAAGGAACAAAGUGUUUUUAAAUUUUUGUGUACAACGCUGACCGAGUCACCAGUUUUGGCUAUUUAUUCACCCGACGCAGAUACGGAGUUACAUUGCGACGCAAGCUCGUCAGGGUAUGGUGCAAUAUUGCUACAAAAACAAAAAGAUAACGUAUUAAAACCAGUAUUCUAUUUUAGUCAACGCACGUCCCCGAGCGAGUCCAGAUUUCAUAGUUUUGAAUUAGAGUGUCUCGCCGUAGUAUAUGCUAUUAAACGUUUCCAUGUUUAUUUAGCGGGCAUAACGUUCAAGGUCAUGACUGAUUGUGAUAGUUUUCGUCUCACUUUGAGUAAGAAAGAAAUAAACCCACGAAUUUCCAGGUGGGCGUUAUUUUUACAAAACUACGAUUUUAACAUAUCUCACCGCCCGAACAAAAAUAUGCAGCACGUAGACGCAUUCAGUAGAUGCCAUGCCAUUUUAGUUUUAGAGUCUAAUUCAUUUGAACAGGUGCUCGCCCUUAGGCAAAAUACAGACGAUGAUAUUAUUAAAAUAAGGGACGAGUUAUUAACGAAAGAUAGUAAAUUAUUUGAGUUACGCAAUGGAUUGGUAUACAGGAAAGAAAAUAAAAAUGUGAAAUUUUAUGUACCAAAGUCUAUGGAGUCAAACGUUAUACGAACGUGCCACGACGAUAUGGCACACAUUGGCUUAUUGAAAGUUAUCGAAAACAUUGCGCGCGUAUACUGGUUCCCGGAUAUGAAAACGAAGCCGCGAAGAGUAAUUAGCGAUCGUGGCACGUCUUUUACGUCCACAGCAUUUAAACAAUUUUUGGAAGACGAAUCUGUAAAUUUAGUAUUAGUCGCCGCAGGAACACCUAGGGCUAACGGCCAGGUGGAAAUUGUCAAUAAAUCUGUUGUACCCAUGUUAGCAAAAUUAUCUGAGUCUACGAAUAAAUGGGACAGAGUAUUAAAUGUAGUUGAGUUUGCAAUUAAUAAUACCAUACAUAGGUCAACUGGUCAGAGUCCGAGUGUUCUGUUAUUUGGAGUAAACCAGGUUGGCAUAGUGAACGACGAGAUACGGUUAAUAUUGGAUAAUGAAAUAAACACGAGUUGUGUAGACCUAGAUGAAGUGAGAACAAUAGCCGCCGAAUGCAUAGAGAAAGCACAGGAGGGUAGCGCAGCUCAAUAUAACGCAAAACGGAAGACUCCGACGGUUUACAGAGAGAAUGAUUACGUAAUGAUCACUAACGUAGAUGUGACAGUAGGUCAUAACAAGAAAUUAAUACCUAAGUUCCGAGGUCCGUAUGUAGUACGCAAAGUUUUGAACCACGACAGAUACGUUAUCGGUGAUAUAGAAGGAUUUCAGAUAACACAACGUCCAUUCGAGACUAUCGUUGGUCCGGACAGAAUGAAAAUGUGGGUCAAGUCCUAA
Molecule: messenger RNA, 3918 nt
Organism: Metopolophium dirhodum (rose-grain aphid)
Lineage: Eukaryota; Metazoa; Arthropoda; Insecta; Hemiptera; Aphididae
Exons: 3
Coding region: 1-3918 (1305 amino acids)
Biological process (GO): DNA integration; proteolysis
Molecular function (GO): aspartic-type endopeptidase activity; nucleic acid binding; zinc ion binding
Source: RefSeq, a predicted model, not a curated record